AUGGAUACCUUUCCCAUCGAACUCGUCGAGGCCAUUAUAAGUGUGGCGACCCCCGAGGCCCUGGCACAGAUUCGGGCGUUAAACAAGGCGUUCUGUGCAUUGGCCACGCCCUAUCUGUUUCAACGCGUCCAUGUUACUAAUACUAUGAAGAGUGUCGAAUCAUUUGAACUCAUUUCUCGAAGUCCAAAGCUUGUACAACAUAUUGAAGGAGUCGCUUUCCGACAUUGCGAUGUGGACGAGAAUGGCGAUUUUCUGCAUGAUCGUUAUCGUGUGCAUCGAGGCUCCAUCAUACUGUUGGAUUCUGAGGAGGAGGAGCCAUUUCUCGAGAGGCGACACAUCGCUUCCUUGGACUCCAUACAGGAUGUUCUCACAAUGUCGUUCAGUCGGCUUGACAGAUUUCCAGUCCUCAAAUCGGUUUCUUUGACGUUUUAUCCGUGUUUCUCCAAGGACGUCUUCCAUCCCUCAAGUUACAGACUGUAUAAACCCACGCAGCUCCAGUGGCGCUUGAUCCCUGCCAUCCCUGAGCUUCCUCACUUGAAGUCUCUCACCAUCCGCAAUUUGAUCCCAGUGGAAAGACAAGCCUUAUAUGGCUUCAGAAACACUUUCAAGUCACUAGAGAGUCUGCGGAUCACAGUUCUGGGUGGACUUGGCGAUACAGAUUAUGUAUAUGAUCGCUACUAUGGGAUGUUUUGGCAGUUCACGAUGUCAAGUGUACUCAACUCGCCUCUCCCCUUCUCCGCGACCCUUACGUCGUUCACGCUUCAUAGCGGCACUGACGUCGGAGCCCACACCCCAGUCAACUUUUCAGACUUGAACUUGUCUGCACUCAAGUCUAUUUCGUUGAAGAGGAUUUUGUUCAACGAGGAUACCGGCGUCGAGGAUUUCAUCAUUCGGCACCAAUCCACGCUCAAAGCGCUGCAUCUCGUCGAGUGCAGGAUCACCGUCGAUGGCGCCAUCCAAGAGCCGUCGCGCCGAUGGUCGUGGAUCUGGACUCGUUUUGCUGAGAAACUGCAGACAUUGACGGCGCUCGAUGUACAGCCGGAACGCGAUGACGAAGAUACAACUCUCGAGCGCUCUAGCUACGUACGGCUGAUCGAGGGGACGGGGUACUUGUACGACGCUCUCAAAGAACCGGUACAGGGUGAAGAGGACGAUCGUCAGGCUCUAGAAACCUUUGCGAAGCUGGUUCGCUCAAGGCGGCAUGGAAUAAUGAACGCAUAG
Molecule: messenger RNA, 1221 nt
Organism: Heterobasidion irregulare TC 32-1
Lineage: Eukaryota; Fungi; Basidiomycota; Agaricomycetes; Russulales; Bondarzewiaceae
Exons: 2
Coding region: 1-1221 (406 amino acids)
Source: RefSeq, a predicted model, not a curated record